Molecule: messenger RNA, 1886 nt
Organism: Tauraco erythrolophus (red-crested turaco)
Lineage: Eukaryota; Metazoa; Chordata; Aves; Musophagiformes; Musophagidae
Source: RefSeq, a predicted model, not a curated record
GCUCAGACUGUGCAAGUGGCAGCGGAGCCGGGACGAGGUGUCAGCACGUCUUCUGCUCUAGGAACUAAGCAUGAUGCUGAAGUCAAUACAAGAAAGAAGACAUUCACUGAGGUCCAAACAGAACGAUUGGAGCAAGCAGAACGGACUGUUUUAAUUAAGUGCCCACCAAAACUUAAUGAAAAAAAAUUAUUGCAGUAUUUAUCCAGUCAUGGAAACAUUAAGAGUCAUUUCUUUUUUGAAAAUCGUGGUAUCCAUGCUUUAAUAGAAUUUUCGGAAAAGAAAAGUAUAGCCUCAUUGGAGGAUGCUGUUGGAAUCCCAAGUGGUGCAGAGCAUCAUGUUGUCCCGUUUAAAUCUAGGCUCUUUACUUUCACACUGAAAAACCCAGUGAGUCAAGCUGCUGAAGAGACACCCGUUCACCUCUCUCCUCAGACUCACAUUCCAGUGAAAGACCUUAUUCAAAAGCUUUGUCAUGCAGACAGUGUAAGCAGUCAAAUGUACAUUUUACUGAAUGAGUAUCAGCUUACAGAAGAAAAUAUCAAGCUCCGAUUUCUGGCCUGUUCUCUGGUUCGAGAUUUCACACGUGCAUAUUUUCCAGACAGCACAGUAAAGCCAUUUGGCUCUUCAGUCAACACCUUUGGCAAAUUGGGAUGUGAUGUGGACAUGUUUCUGGACUUCCAUGAUGUACGAAAGCAUGCUACAAAAAUGAAAAAAGGUCCCUUCGAAAUGGAAUAUCAGAUGAAAAGAUUACCAUCUGAAAGAUUAGCAACUCAGAAAAUUCUUUCUGUGAUUGGUGAUUGCCUUGAUAAUUUUGGUCCUGGAUGUGUGAGCGUACAGAAGAUACUCAAUGCUCGCUGCCCGCUGGUGAAAUUUUCCCAUCAACCAACAGGAUUCCAGUGUGAUCUGUCAGUGAGCAACAGCAUUGCUAUAAAAAGUUCAGAACUCUUGUAUAUCUAUGGCUGUCUUGAUUCCCGUGUAAGAGCACUAGUGUUCACUGUACGGUGUUGGGCCCGUGUUCAUGGACUUACAAAUAGUGUUCCUGGUAACUGGAUUACAAACUUCUCCCUGACCAUGAUGGUCAUGUUUUUUCUUCAAAAGAGAUCACCACCUAUCAUUCCAACACUAGACCAACUUAAAGAACUGGCAGAUGAAAAAGACAAGCAUGUAAUUGGAGGAUAUGAUUGCUCAUUUGUUAGUGACUUAAGCAAGAUUAAACCUACAAAAAAUACAGAAACACUUGAUGUAUUGUUGGGUGACUUUUUUGAAUAUUUUGGAAACUUUGAUUUCAGAAAGAAUUCCAUAAAUCUUCGAAAGGGAAAGGAAGUAAAUAAACCUGAGUCGUCUCCUCUUUAUAUCUGGAAUCCCUUUGAACAAGACCUUAAUAUCAGCAAGAAUGUUAAUCAGCCACAGCUGGAGAAAUUUGUAGCUAUGGCCAGAGAAAGUGCCUGGAUUUUACAGAAGGAAGAUAAAACUCAGCGAAUGAUCAAUAAAGAGCCUUGGGGACUGGCAGCCCUGCUGAUACCAUUUGGGAAAAGUAAUCCCAGCAAGAUGAAGAAUAGGAUGAAAGGAAUAGGGAGCGAAACAAUCAGAAGCCUCUUGGACUCUUUAAAGUUAAAUAAUCCAAACAGUCUACAAAAAGCAGUGGGAAAGUGACUUUCAGCACAGAAACACAGUAGCUGGUAUUCUGUUUUAGGAAUUGAAUGUGACACACAGUCCGAAGAACGUUACUUUUAAUAUUUUUAUUAUGGUGAAAUGUAGAGUCAAAUGACCUCUGUUUUCCAUUCUGAUUCUUUUUGUACAGAUCUGCUUUCUUUCUGUACAUUUUUCUCCUUCUUACUCCUCACUUUUCCAUCUGUUUUAUGAAUGAAGAGUGUUGAAAUGCAAGUUUU